CUCGACUCCUUAGAUGUAAUAUAAGGCUGGGAGAGAGCCCCUGGAGCGCAAACCAACCCCCCAAGCCAAUGAUUGAGCCCUUACAACUCUAGGACGUUUUAUACGUAGAGCGCCAGGACAAGCAGAUUUCCAGUCAGUAUGACAACAACACCAUUGAUUUUCAUUGCAACCUGUUUGCUACUUGUCAGCCACAUCUCCCCUGCUGUGUGUCGUGCUGCAGAUUUGGGUAUUUUCAACAGACUGCGUUCCAAUAUCAGCACAGCCAGUGGUGAAGAUAAUGAUCAAAUUCUUUCCUACGUUCUGAGGGAAAAGUUACUCCAACCUUUGGAGCAGAAUCCAAACUACAUGGAGCUUCACUCUCGGUCACUCAAGGAUCAGAUUCUGAAUGAGAUCCUUGAAACCAGUCACCUCCGGAAUGAACUUUUCCCAAACACAGAAACAUCAGUGUCCAUUCAAGGACCAGAACUUGAUAUGGUGCCAGCUUUUUCUGAACGCUCAAAGAGAUCUGCUUCCAUCAACUCCCUGAAUCUCUCACUCCUCCUUUUGAAGGAAAUAAAUAGGAUCAGAAAGAAUAAAAAUCGAUUGAUACAGGCACAGAAAAAUCGGAAGAUUAUGGACGCCAUUGGCAAAUGAUGUAAAUUGUAGCAGUGUAACUUAUCAAAUUGGAGGUU
Molecule: messenger RNA, 671 nt
Organism: Hypanus sabinus (Atlantic stingray)
Lineage: Eukaryota; Metazoa; Chordata; Chondrichthyes; Myliobatiformes; Dasyatidae
Product: UI-like
Exons: 2
Coding region: 139-633 (164 amino acids)
Source: RefSeq, a predicted model, not a curated record